UUUAUGAGGGUAAAAAGUCUGUUUGGCAAUGGCAGCAAAAUUAAUUAAGGAACACAACACCAAUGUUUUACAGAGCCUCGAAAAAGGAGAUAUGGUGGAGAUCAAAAGGAGUUUUUCAUACUCACACUGGGCGGUGUAUGUAGGUGACGAAAAGGUCAUUAACUUGACAGGGGAUGACAAUAAUUGGUCUUCUGCAUUUAACACCGUUGUCAAAUUGGAAGACUUUUGGAAAGUUGUAGAUGGCUGCAAAUGCUAUCAACGUUAUUCCAAAAAUAAGAAAAUGAGGUUUCAUUUGAUAGAAAAAGUCUGUUUGACAAAGGCAGCAAUAUCAAUAGAGGAACACAACACCAGAGUUUUACAGAGCCUUGGUGAAGGAGAUUUAGUGGAGAUCGAUAGGGGAUUUUACUCACACUGGGCGGUGUAUGCUGGUGGUGAAAUGGUCAUUCACUUGACAAGUGAUUACAAUAAUGAGUCUUCUGCAUUUAGCAAUUAUGGUAGUGUGUUAACCACCUGUGGUGAUCCAUUUGACAAGGCGUAUGUCAAAUUGGAAGAAUUUUCGAAGGUUGUAAAGGGCGACAAAAGCUUCAAAAAUAAUUCCAAAGAUACAAAAAUGCGGUAG
Molecule: messenger RNA, 619 nt
Organism: Ruditapes philippinarum (Manila clam)
Lineage: Eukaryota; Metazoa; Mollusca; Bivalvia; Venerida; Veneridae
Exons: 4
Coding region: 29-619 (196 amino acids)
Biological process (GO): N-acylphosphatidylethanolamine metabolic process
Cellular component (GO): cytoplasm
Molecular function (GO): A2-type glycerophospholipase activity; glycerophospholipid phospholipase A1 activity
Source: RefSeq, a predicted model, not a curated record